This is a messenger RNA of Malassezia pachydermatis, 1170 nucleotides long. RefSeq names its product acetyl- c-acetyltransferase. The coding region runs from base 1 to 1170 and encodes 389 amino acids. Lineage: Eukaryota; Fungi; Basidiomycota; Malasseziomycetes; Malasseziales; Malasseziaceae. The record is from RefSeq and is a predicted model, not a curated record. The transcript has 3 exons. Gene Ontology annotation, molecular function: acetyl-CoA C-acetyltransferase activity. Gene Ontology annotation, biological process: fatty acid beta-oxidation.
AUGCAGAACGAGGACGUAUACAUUCUUUCAGCGGCUCGUACGCCCGUAGGAUCGUUUCAAGGUGUGCUAAAGUCGCAAACGGCUGUGGAUUUGGGCGUCGUCGCAGCGAAAGCUGCGAUGGAGCGUGCGCAGGUCGCGCCUAGUGACAUUGAAGAGGCGUACAUCGGCUGUGUAUUGCAGGCAGGCGUGGGUCAGGCACCGGCACGACAGGUCGUGCUUCGUGCUGGCUGUGCAGAGAGUACCGAGGCCACGACAGUGAACAAGGUGUGUGCGUCGGGUCUCAAGUCGGUCGCGCUUGGCCAGCAGAGCAUUCGUCUGGGUGAGAGGCAAUUGGUACUGGUGGGUGGCAUGGAAAGCAUGAGCAAUGCACCGUACUACAUGAAGCGGAAUAGCCUGGUCUAUGGCGAUGUGAAAGCGCUGGAUGCAGUGCUCAACGACGGUCUCACGGAUGCGCUGGAGCACCACCACAUGGGCAUUUGCGCGGAAGCCACCGCGAAGAAGCACGGGUUCUCGCGUGAAGAUCAAGACAACUAUGCGAUUUCGUCGUACGAGCGGUCGACAGCAGCAUGGGAUCGCAAGGCAUUUGAGGCGGAGACGGCACCUGUGACGAUCACAGACAAGCGUGGUUCUACGGUCGUGUCGGAAGAUGAGGAGUUCCGCAAGUUCAAUAAAGAGAAGAUGGUGAAGCUGCGUCCUGUGUUUGAUGCGCAGGGCACUGUGACUGCUGCAAAUGCCAGCUCGCUGAACGACGGUGCGAGUGCGCUGGUGCUUGCGAGUGGUAGCACAGUCCAGAGCCGCUCGUUGAAGCCGUUGGCGAAGAUCUUGGCUACGGCGGAUGCGGCUUGUGCGCCGAUUGACUUCCCGACGGCACCUGCGCUGGCCAUCCCUCGCGCACUCGAGAAGGCGGGUCUGACCAAGGACCAGAUUGCGCACUGGGAAAUCAACGAAGCGUUCUCGGUCGUGGCGCUCGCCAACGCCUCGAUCCUUGGCCUCGACGCGGCGCGUGUGAAUCCACUAGGUGGAGGUGUGUCAUUGGGUCAUCCCAUCGGCAACUCAGGCUCUCGUAUUCUCGUGACGCUGGUCCAUGCGCUCCAGCCGGGUGAGUACGGUGUGGCAGCCAUUUGCAACGGUGGUGGUGGUGCUUCGGCCGUUGUAGUGCAGCGUAUGUAG